Molecule: messenger RNA, 1290 nt
Organism: Penicillium psychrosexuale
Lineage: Eukaryota; Fungi; Ascomycota; Eurotiomycetes; Eurotiales; Aspergillaceae
Exons: 3
Coding region: 1-1290 (429 amino acids)
Molecular function (GO): iron ion binding; heme binding; oxidoreductase activity, acting on paired donors, with incorporation or reduction of molecular oxygen
Source: RefSeq, a predicted model, not a curated record
AUGGACUCUCUACAUGUGCUUGUUGCGAAUGCGGCAGAGCGGCCGACUAUCCUUGUUGCUCUGGUCUUGGUCUUUCUGGUAUUGGGGCUGAAGCUAUCUCCCCGGAGAAAGCAGCCGCCAUAUCUUAAAGAGAGAAUACCAUACGUCACCAACACCAUUCAAUAUUUGACAGACGUGAGAACGUUUUUGAAUCGAGUAACAACAACUCUGGACAAGACCAAAAGCAACAUUGUGAAGUUCCAUGUCGGUCCGAUACCAGCAUACAUUGUCACCGGCACAAAGAAUGUGCAAACAGUAUUUAGUUCCCCGAACAUCCUGGAUGGCAAUUUCCUCCAGCUUAUGUUGAUGGAGCGCCACUGGGGAAUGUCCAAGGAAGAAAUCGCCAAGUUUGCAAACGACAAAUCCGGUCGACUGAAGGCCCCAGCCCCAGGAACUGAGAAUACCCCAGCUGAGAAGAGAUUCUGGCGGGGUCACGAUCACCUGUACGCUGAGUACCUCAGUAACCGCACGUAUGCGGAUGCCCUCGCCGAUUCAUUCUACUCUCUGUUCUCGGAGCGUCUGGAUAAGCAAUCGACGACGGAAUGGAGCACCGUCAAUCUUUUCGAGAUGCUGAAGACCUCGAUGGCUGAAAGUGCCAUUAUCUCGCUGUUUGGCUCAGAGAUCAUCGAUCUAAACCCUGGUUUCAUUGACUGUUACUGGGAGUUUGAUGAAAUUGCCGGGACUCUUGUCUGGGGGCUUCCCAAGUUCCUGCAGCGACGGUCGGUAGCGAUAAAAGAUCGUCUACAUACUAUGACCAGGAAGCACAUCGAUUCCGCAUGGGAACACUUUGACUGGAAUGGGCCCGAUGCUGAGUCCAAGUGGGAACCCCAUUUUGGAUCUCGUUUGUCCCGGGAGACAGCAAAGUGGCUGUCUGAAGGGGGUUUCUCGAACCAGGCGGCCGCUGGACAUACGCUGGCUUCUUUGUUUGGGCUCAACGGGAACACAGUCCCCGUUACUACAUGGGCGAUGAUCGAGCUGAUCAAGGACCGAACUCUCUUCGAGGCUGUGCGUACAGAAGCCAUGGAAGCCUAUAUCACGGAUACUGACACCGGAGCCAAGCGGAUAGACGCACAAAAGCUCAUCAAUCUUCCUCUGCUGCAGUCUCUCUACAUUGAAAUUAUGCGUCUGCAUGUAUCUUUCAACGUGACGCGCAAGGUGAUGCAGCCCAUCCAGGUAGACGGAUACAUGAUCGAGAAAGGGGCCUUGUUACAGACCUGCUCACAGAUUGCACACUACGAGGACGCUGUCUAG